Molecule: messenger RNA, 324 nt
Organism: Phytophthora infestans T30-4
Lineage: Eukaryota; Oomycota; Peronosporomycetes; Peronosporales; Peronosporaceae
Exons: 4
Coding region: 1-324 (107 amino acids)
Source: RefSeq, a predicted model, not a curated record
AUGUUCGGAACCCUACGUACAUCGGAUGCAGCUACCCUCGAUGACAUUCUUUCGUUUGUGGGGGUAGAAUUAUGGCUGAGUUUUUAUGGAGUCACUCCAGAAGCUUUUUAUAAGCCAAGCAACGCGAGGUGCUACCCUGCCGCUGCUACUGUGAUGACCCAAACAAACAGCUCGGCACAUCGGAAUUCUCCUUUUACUAUCAAUCAUAUCGGCUUCGUGAGCGAAGUUACUAUCGCUUCAUUGAACGAUGACCUACUCAGACUUCGCUCCCAGCUUGUUGAUGGCACUGGUCUUGCACACCUGCGGAAUCCGAAAAAAGGGUAA